This is a messenger RNA of Arthroderma uncinatum, 912 nucleotides long. RefSeq lists its product as uncharacterized. The record is from RefSeq and is a predicted model, not a curated record. The coding region runs from base 1 to 912 and encodes 303 amino acids. Lineage: Eukaryota; Fungi; Ascomycota; Eurotiomycetes; Onygenales; Arthrodermataceae. The transcript is spliced from 2 exons.
AUGACAACACCAACGCUUAUUAACCUUCCCCCUCCCCCGUCGGACCCCCUCACUCCCUCCGACAUGGGGCCAAGCACUCCCAACUCUGGAACAACCUCUCUCUCUGCAUUGUCCACCGUGGCCAUCAAGGACGGCCACCAGGGAGCUCGACGACCCCACACCCACCGCCCACAUCGUUCCUCCUCCAACGCAUCCGAAACUUCCACCACAACCCUUGAUGCAGAACGCGCAGACCGUAUCUCGCGACUCGCCGGACUUGAACGCCUCUCUGCCCGCCCGGCAGGUACCAGUGGUAACCCCCACUCACUCUAUUAUAGCGGACCCUACCAUGGCCAAGAGUACUUUGACUCGCAUCCUCAUAUGCUCAAGGAGCGAAGUACGGUUGGUAGUGCCAGUGCAACUGAGAGUGUGAGUCGGGGAAGCCUAGGUGGACGCACUCGGACGACAUGGGCUAGUGGAAGUGAUGACGUUUACGGUCAUGAUGAGCCAAUAGUCGGCGAGGACGUUGAUGCAGACGAUGCGGAUGCGCGCUCCACAGACGCCUUUAGCGAUGAAGGGAAUGCCAGCCUCGUUGGCUUUGGGGAGGGAGCAAACAGUACCGUCUCUGGGCCGAUAUCUACCGCCGUUCAACGCGUAGCUGCUGCAGGCUUAAGUAGGCAGUCCUCGUCCAUGACGGGUGUCAGUACUACAGCUGUCGCAGGCUCUCCUACCUCGAGUCGCUUCUCGCAUCCAAUCACAUACCAGCAUCAAUCUCAACAGCAGCCGCAGUCACCUGCUGGCUCAAAUACACCAGGGCCACGCGCUUCUGGUGUCGAUGCGCAGAUGCUAGAUGGCAUGACGUAUGAUGAAGAUGUGGUAGAUACUACGGCUCGGUCGCCGUUACCUGUCAAUAAGAACGACGACGGUCAAUGA